CGAGAAGACGACGAUGGCCUUAGUUUGGACGCAUCUAUGUCCAUAUUUAUUGAGACUUCUACCCCCUGGCCCGGCGCGCCAAGUGUGCCGUAUGGCCCAAGGGGUAUUUCACCCAUUUUAACCUUAGAAGAGGAGGAGGAGCUGCUGGCGGAAUUGGCGCGGGGUGUAGUGGUGCCAGAGGCUGCCCUUCCUGAUGAUGCAGGUGACCCUACUGUGCGAAGACGCACUAACCCUGCUCCUCUUGCAUUGGUUUUUCCUGCUCGUGAGCGCAGGGUAUUUCACGAAAUCUGUUUGAACCCUAGAGUAGAGAAUCCUACGUCUUCCGUUGAAAGAGAGUUAAUUGAGUUGGCCCACAAUACUAGGAUCAUUCCUUCUUCAUCUUCUGCAGAGAAUCCUACGUCUUUCUUUGAAAGAGAGUUAAUUGAGUUGGCCCACAAUACUAGGGUCAUUCCUUCUUCAUCUUCUGCUUAUGAUUUGGAAGAGGGUGAAAUGCCAGAUGAUGAUGAUGAUGAUGAAGCAAGAGAAGACCCAUCAAGUACUGUAAAUGAUCCUAAGAAAUCUGUAUUUGAUCGACUGGGUCCUAAAUUGAUUCCCUCACCUGAAACGGACCCUGAGGUGAGGUCUAAAAAGAAGAAGGCUCAGAGUGUACGUUAUAGGAGCACCUAUGUAACGCCUGAGGACUUGACCGAGGCUUUAAAUAGCGUAGAAUCUAAGAAGAGAAAAGCUGCAGAGAAAAAGAAAAAGAGGGAUACGGCUAAAAUGCAGAAAAAGGAUGAAGAAGCCAGAAUUAAGGAAGUUGUAGGAAAGAUGAAAUUGAGUCUUGAAAAGAAGAAGGAAGAAGAAGAACAGAAAGAGAAGAAGGAGGAAGAAGAACAGAGAGAGAAGAAAGAAGAGAAUGAAUAG
This is a messenger RNA of Thrips palmi, 903 nucleotides long. Its product is annotated as X-linked retinitis pigmentosa GTPase regulator-interacting protein 1-like. Bases 37 to 903 code for a protein of 288 amino acids. NCBI's taxonomy places the organism in Eukaryota, Metazoa, Arthropoda, Insecta, Thysanoptera, Thripidae. The transcript is spliced from 5 exons. The record is from RefSeq and is a predicted model, not a curated record.